GCCGAUCGAAGAGGUGGAAAUUAAACUAUGUAUGUUGUUUUCCUCCACUUCUUUCUUGUCCAUUUGUUGUUUUGUUGGAUCUCCUCUGAGUCCUGCGUCGCGGAAAGGGAUAUCUGACGGUGAAAACAAUUAAGAAGCAAGAAAACAAUGGUCAAGAAGAAGGAUAUAAUAAGGUUGGAGCGGGAAUCAGUGAUUCCUAUCGUUAAGCAAAAAAUCAUCACCACCUUAGCUGAGCUUCUUGAACAUAAAUCUGACCGUUCUGAGUUUUUAAAGCUCUGCCAAAGAAUUGAAUACACAAUUCGGGCUUGGUAUGUUUUGCAAUUUGAAGAUCUAAUCCAAUUGUAUUCCCUCUUUGACCCCAUCCAUGGAGCUCAGAAAUUGGAGCAGCAGAACCUAUCUCCCGAAGAGAUAGAUACUCUUGAACAUAAUUUUCUCACAUACUUAUUUCAGGUGAUGGAUAAGAGCAAUUUCAAGAUAACAACCGAUGAUGAGAUUGAUAUUGCACUCUCCGCACAAUAUCGUCUAAGUCUUCCAAUUGUAGUUGAUGAAUCUAAGGUCGACAAAAGGCUUUUUGAAAGGUAUUUUGAAAAGCAUUCUCGAGACAACCUUCCUCACUUUGCUGAUAAGUACAUGAUCUUCCGUCGAGGCUUCGGAAUUGAUCAUAUGACCGCUUUCUUUGUUAACGCAAAAAUAAACACAAUCAUUGCACGUCCAGAAAAGAAAAAUCCUGGUUUAACUCCAAUGGACUGGGUGAAGUUCCUUGUUUCUGCUGCAAUUGGACUGGUUACUGUAAUUAGUUCACUCAGCAUCCCUAAAGCUAACAUCAAGGUUAUUUUUGGCAUCCUCACUGCAGUGGUUGGUUACUGUGUUAAAACAUAUUUCUCGUUUCAGAAAAUUUUAAUUAAUUACCAGAACUUAAUCACGCAAUCUGUAUAUAACAAACAAUUGGACAGCGGAAGAGGCACUCUUCUUCACCUCUGUGAUGAGGUGAUUCAACAGGAAGAAAAUCUUGACCUGCUGUGUGAAGAAUUAAUUAAAAAAAAAUUCGGUGAGAACUGCAAUUUUGACGUAGAUGAUGCAGUGCAAAAGCUGGACAAGUUAGGACUUGUUUCUCAGGAUAACAUUGGAGCAUACACAUGCAUAAAUUUGAAGGAUGCUAACAAGAUCAUUGGCAUCACAACAGAGGAGCUCGUCCUUAAAGCUAGAGACGGUGGUGGCUUACCACCCUAAUGUGACAUAGUAUUUGCUUUCUUAAGCUGAGAUGAAAUAAAUUGAAUCUCUAGUUUGCGUAACAAAUUUUGACGCACAUCAAACAAUUAGUUACUUGUUUCUAUUAAUUACAUUUUAAAGUUAAAUGUUACUCCCAGCAAAUACUAGCAAUGAGCUAUCUAUCAUUUGCUGUCUCUGUCCCUGCAACACUUUUAUCUCUAAUUUGCCUCUUCCUUUUCCUGCUCCUUCUCAUCCUUUUCUCACCUUCAUUACAUUCCUACAAAGCAAAAUGCUGAAUUGU
Rubroshorea leprosula is the source of this 1510-nucleotide messenger RNA. The record is from the annotation of a GenBank genome assembly. NCBI's taxonomy places the organism in Eukaryota, Viridiplantae, Streptophyta, Magnoliopsida, Malvales, Dipterocarpaceae.